Molecule: messenger RNA, 1262 nt
Organism: Condylostylus longicornis
Lineage: Eukaryota; Metazoa; Arthropoda; Insecta; Diptera; Dolichopodidae
Gene: Usf
Exons: 3
Coding region: 221-1000 (259 amino acids)
Biological process (GO): regulation of transcription by RNA polymerase II
Molecular function (GO): protein dimerization activity; RNA polymerase II cis-regulatory region sequence-specific DNA binding; DNA-binding transcription factor activity, RNA polymerase II-specific
Source: RefSeq, a predicted model, not a curated record
CAAACUUCAAUCAUAGCAAAUAAAAUAAAACUUGUAAAAGUCUGAAUUGUUUAUCAUCACAAGCUAAAGAAAAAAUUUUUGUUUGUUUAUUUACUGAAGACUUUUUCGCUACAAAAGGAAAAUAGGACUGGAAAAUAAAAUAGCUUAUGUCGGACUAAAAAUUUUAUUUGCUUUGUUUUUAUAACACCUUCCAAAUUGCACUAUCCAAAAUAAUGUAAAAAUGGCAAACAAAGGUAAAUUCACCUUUGUUACAUCGCAUUAUAAUAGUAAACAUAUGAAUAACUUUAGUAAUCAGAGAUCUUCAAACCAAGACCCAUUAAUUAUAUUUGAAUCUGAUUUAAACCCUCGUAACCCACUGGACGAUAGAUGCGAAUAUGAAAUUAACUCUGGUGUACAAUAUAGACUUAUAGAAUCUACAACAACCGCAGAUAUAAGACAAAUACAGCCAAUACAAUUACAGCAGCAAAUACAAGAAUCUGCGAGAAAUAAAAAUACUCAGCGUCUGGAAAAUAAUACACAACGUGCAGAUUCAAACAUAAGUGAAAUACAAACAAACAGACCAUGUAUUAUAUAUCCAAAGAUACCAAUAGUCCCAAAUUUAGAAACAAAAACGAAAAUAAUAGAGCAUCCCUCACGUCCUCCAAAUAGAAAACGUGAUGAAGCCCGACGAGCCAACCAUAAUGAAGUAGAAAGACGUCGACGUGAUAGGAUUAAUCAAUGGAUAGAAAAACUAAAAAUAUUAUUACCAGAAGAUGAUUGGCCAGAAAAACCAAGCAGUACAUCGAAAACAUCAAAUGAUUCAAAAAGUGCAAUUUUAAUUAGAGCUUGUGACUAUAUAAAAAAUAUGAAAGAAGAAAUAGAAAGCCUCAAAGGAAAUUUGUGCCUUGAAAUGGAUGAACUCGUUAGUUUAAAAGAAGAAAAUAGUCUACUAAGAGCUGAAAACGAAAUGUUACGUAUUCAAAAUGAAAAAUUAAAAGAAGUAUUACCGAAUGAAAAAUAAAACUUAUUCUUGAGACUAUCAGCCAAUAUCUUUGGUGAAUAUUGGAUUCAAAAUUGUCGUACCUAGUUGAGUUUUAAAUUUCUAGAUCAACCUCGUCCCCCCCAAAUUAUAGUUAUUUUUUGUUAUAUUUUCUAUGUUAAGCAACUUAUAGAGCCCUAAAUUUAUUGAAUAUAGUUUUAUAUUGGAAAUUAAUUUUUGUAAUUUGAUGAAAAGCUAAUAAAUUUUAGUUUUAAUAAACAUUAUUUAGUUGUAAAAAACUGUU